Messenger RNA from Elaeis guineensis (African oil palm), 3043 nucleotides. RefSeq names its product pentatricopeptide repeat-containing protein At4g35130, chloroplastic-like. Gene Ontology annotation, biological process: RNA modification. Lineage: Eukaryota; Viridiplantae; Streptophyta; Magnoliopsida; Arecales; Arecaceae. Gene Ontology annotation, molecular function: RNA binding; protein binding. Gene Ontology annotation, cellular component: intracellular membrane-bounded organelle. The record is from RefSeq and is a predicted model, not a curated record.
CUGUCAAAGCCCAACGGCGAGACUUCUAAAGGCCUCUUACAAACUGACUUAAUAUCAUCUCAUUUAGGACCAAGGAAUUUUAAAGAGGCAGUCAAAAUGAAGGGUGACAUUGCCGCGAAUUGAAUCUCCAAAGCAGCGUAGAAAUCGAAUUCUCGAUCUCUUGUACAAGAGUAAGAGGUGGUAAUAAUCUCUAUUGUUACACAGCAAAAAUAUUCUGAAGUAAUCCGGCUCCCCCUGAUCAGGCAGGGGGACGAAUAGUACACACUGCACGUCUUCUCACAUGAGCUUGUCCGCCCAUGCUGUGUUACAUGUAUCAUACCUGUACGCUACGUAGGAGCUGUCCGAAUCCAUCAGCAAAAGUAUAGGGUCCAGAGUAGCUUGAUCUGUUGAAAGCCUCCGUAUUGCAUCUCCAGAGCUUCCUUCUUCCCUCAUCAUUCCAACUAUUCUUUCCCUGACAUCCAUUCUCUUUCUCUCUUUGGAAUCUCUCAACUCCUUCCUUUUAUCCCUGCUCCCAGAUUUCCUCUUCCACCUCACCUCCAUCACCUGAGAACCAGUCGCAGCUCGUUCCCACAUUCCAUAGAUCUCAACUCCUGCUCUUUUGCGUCCAUGCUACAUCGAUGCAAAGGCUAUCUAGACGUCCGAGCCUUGACCCUUUACAAAGGAUUCCAUUCAAUCCCCAGAGCCCAAAAUCGCGUCUUUUUAACUGCUGAAUUCCGUGAUCUUAGCGAUGAUGCCAUAUCGGGGUUCAAGGGCUUGUCGAAACCCAAUACAUUCCGAUGGAAUUCAGUCAUAAGAGCCCAUGUCGAAGCAGGGUUCUUUGAUGCAGCUCUCUCCCUCUUCUCUGCUAUGCGCGAGGCGGGUGCUCGGCCCGAUCACUACACAUUUCCUCUUGUCAACCGUGCCAUCUCAUCCCGCACGGAGCACUUUAAACUCGGGGAAGCAAUCCACUGCCUUGGAAUUCAAACAGGUUUUGACAGAGAUGUCUAUUUCUGCAAUACAAUGAUAGAAGUGUAUGUGAGGAGCGAUUGUAUCGGCUUAGCUCGCCGGCUGUUUGAUGAAAUGCUUGUUAGAGAUGUAGUUUCUUGGACCUCCAUGAUCUCAGGUCACAUUCAGAUUGGAGACACUCGUGAACAAUUUCGGCUAUUCCGCAAAAUGCAGAGGGAGGGUUUGGAGCCCAGUUCGGUGACACUAGCAGUCAUACUACGAGCAUGUGGUGUCGUGAAAGAUGUGGUUGGAGGGAUUCAAUUGUUUGGCUAUGUAAUUAAGAAAGGAUUUGAAAGUCAUGAGUUGGUACAGAAUUCAGUCUUGGUGGUGUUCAGCAAAGCUGGUUGUUUCAAAGAGAUGAAGGAACUCUUUAGUAGGAUUCAGAUGAAGAGUGUUGUUUCUUGGAAUAUUAUAAUGUCGGCGUAUUACUCAAUGGGUGAUGUUUCCCAAGUAGUUCAUUGCUAUGAAAAGAUGAAGACUGAGCUGAUUCCGAGCCACGAGACACUUACUUUGGUUAUCUCAGCAUUUGCCAAGUGUGGGGACCUUCACCAAGGCCAGAAGGUACAGUGUUAUGCACUGAAAAGUGGGCAAAUAGACGUGGUCUUGGAAGCUUCUCUUGUGGAUUUUUUUGCCAAAUGUGGAGAAUUGGCAUUGGCUAUCCAGUUGUUCGAAGAGAUUGAAAUGAAGAACAGCACUUCAUGGAGUGUCAUGAUGUGGGGUUUUAUCCAACAUGACCAGUUCAGAGAUGCUAUUGAUCUGUUUCAAAGAAUGCAAAGUUCUGGUUUUGAACCGAGUGCUGAUGUUUUACAGGGCUUAGUUCUCUCAUAUACACAUUUAGGUGCUUUGGGAUUAGGUAGAGGAAUUCAUGGGUACUUGAUGAGGAACAAGUUUGGCAUCGACUCAGAUGACAAAAACUUGGAAACAUCCAUCCUUAACAUGUAUGCAAAGUGUGGAAGCAUCGUCUUAGCACAAAGGUGUUUUGAUAUUAUGGUUCUCAAGGAUACUGUAGCAUGGAGUUCGAUGAUCGAGGGAUAUGCAGUCCAUGGGCUCGGAUCAGAAGCGUUGAGAUUAUUCCACCAAAUGCAAAAGGAAGGAAUCACACCAAAUGGUGUUACGUUUCUGAGCUUGCUAUCUGCUUGCAGCCACUCAGGACUUGUGAGCGAAGGGAAUGAGGUGUUUGAUUGCAUGACCAGAAAUUAUGGGAUCAAGCCUGAUUUAAGCCACUACACUUGUAUGGUGGAUUUGCUUGGCCGAUCAGGGAAGCUUCAUGAAGCUUUGGAGGUAAUUAACUCCAUGGAUGCGGAACCUGAUGGUCGAAUUUGGGGUUCUCUGCUUGCCUCCUGCAGGACAUAUUCAGAUGGUAAACUUGGCAACUACGCAGCCCAAAAAAUUUUUGAUUUAGAACCAGACAAUGUCGGUUAUCAUGUUGUGCUGAGCAACAUCCAUGCUACCACUGGUAAAUGGGAUGUUACCAAAAAUAUUCGGAAGUUUAUGGGUGAAAAAGGUUUUGUAAGGAGACCUGGCUGGAGUUGCAUAGAAGAAAAGGGUGGGCUUCAGAUGUUUGUUGCUGGGGAUAGAUCACACCCUCAAGCAGGCGAGAUCUAUGAGGCCUUGGGAUGUCUGUCUAAGUGUAUGGAAGAAAUACAUGCUUUUGAAACAUCUUGGAUGGGUUGGGGUUGUAUCUUUACCACAAAAGAAUGAUUGAUCUUCUUUCAUAAUGUUGACAGGUGGAUCGCAUCUCACAUAGAUCUCAAAGCACUCUGAAUUCUAGCAUAGCAGUCUCAUUCAUCCUCCUACACAGAUCUUGAAGCGGCCAUUGUGUGAUCCAAUGGUGGAUUUGUGCAAGAAAGGUGAAUUCUUCUUUCGUAUGAAAGAUACAGCUGCUGUCCAUCUUGGAUUGAAAUGCCAGAAUGCUCGGAAGACAAAUUGGGGAGGAACCAAAAUGCAUGUAUGACAGAACAAACACCUUGUGUACAAUUUUUAUUGGCAGCAACAAUCAUUAAAAAAGGAAAAAGGAAAAUUGACAUGCCACAUAUUUAGUGACAUGUACCUUGUUUUA